Molecule: messenger RNA, 1064 nt
Organism: Limulus polyphemus (Atlantic horseshoe crab)
Lineage: Eukaryota; Metazoa; Arthropoda; Merostomata; Xiphosura; Limulidae
Exons: 3
Coding region: 629-931 (100 amino acids)
Source: RefSeq, a predicted model, not a curated record
CACCUGUGAGUCAGCCAGUCAUGAGGCGGAGCCGCUUCGUGUGCUCUGUAUUCUCUCCAACCUUUGCUCUCGUUUAGUCUGUCUUUCUCCUUCUGCUCUGCGUGCGUUGACACUCAGUCACUAUACGAGCGUUCUUUAAUCUUGUAGCUGGAAAACAAAGCUUUUAUUAGUUUCAAUAAGAGGAAGGAGUUAUCAAAAAUGGAUUCCUUAUAUUUCAGAGUAUGAAGAUUCAUGGGUUGGUUUUUGGCUUUGGCAAAAAAAAAGAAGAAAGAUUGAUAUUGUUAUCAGGUAUAUUUUUAAUCAGUAGGCAGUAUUACCAGUAGUUCACGUCAUGAACCGGUACAGAGUGAUUGGGUAUCUUGAUGGUGAUAACUUUCUAAGUGAUGAGAUAGCAGUUUUGUCUUGGGCUUCAUGUAUAGCGGAAUAAGCCCAAUUUCUAACACAACGUAACAUUCCCAACUGUUUAAAAUGAAAUAUUGUUCAGUAAUUACAUAAUUUCGUAUCUGGUGGGUUUACAACCGAAGUUUGAAAACUCCUUCUUAACAGCCCCUAAUGAUAUCUUCAACUUUUUUCUCUUGUAACUGAGAACCUGAACAAGUGCCUAACUCUGGCGUUCUUUCCAUUUUAUAUGGGCCCCUUGCAGCCCUUCUGUGUCUCUCCACCGAUGGACCAAGUUCGUGAGUUGAUGAAUCAUUGUUCGGUGCCAUCCACGUCCGACGCUACAGCCACCACUGUCCCAGGUCCUGGCGGGGCUCCUUCUGCUCCUCCGGUACCAGUGGGGUGCCUCGGAAAUCGCAUGCUGUCACGCAACGUAAAUGGCACAGGUUACAGCGGAAGGAUGUAUGGAGAGCAUCACAACGCCCCCUGCCGGCAACCAGCAUUCGGACAACAAGGAACCAUUUGGCUCUUCAAGGUUGUUCUUACACACUGAGAAACGAAGAAAAAAAAUAAUUCUUCAGGAAGUCAUUGAUUCCUCUCUUAAACUCCUGUAAAGUAUUGGCCUACACUACUGCCGACGGCAACUCAUUCUAUAAGUCAAUCACCUUGUUAGAAAAAUAAAACUU